AUGAACCAUUUGGAGGGACCACCUGAGGGGAAGGUGAAUGAGGAGCCAGCAAAUGGAGAGGUGAACGAGUCAGUGGAGGCUGACUUGGAGCACUCUGAGGUGGAGGAGGAGCAGCAGCAGUAUGCCGCUCAUUACCCGAGACAUGCCAAUGGCAGCCAAGAAGGACAGUCUGGGCAGGAGGAGGAGGGGAUGCUGGCCCGGUCAGCCAGUACAGAGAGUGGCUUCCACAAUCACACUGAUACUGCUGAAGGGGAUGUCAUAGCCACAGCAGAGGAUGGCUAUGACACAGACAGAGUUCAGGAAAAUGAGGAUGAGAGCGCCUACGCAGUGCAGUAUAGACCUGAGUCUGAAGAGUACACAGAAAAUGCCGAGGCAGAGCAUGCUGAGGCCAUUCAGACCCGAACUCUACCUAACCACUUACACUUUCACUCCAUUGAACACGAGGAAGCCAUGAAUGCCGCCUACUCGGGGUAUGUCUACACUCACGGGCUCUUCCACCGAGGGGAGGACGAACAGUAUGCUGAGCCCUACGCUGACUAUGGACUGCAGGAGCAUGUGUACGAGGAGAUAGGAGAGACACCUGACCUGGAUGUCAGGGAGGGACUACGACUCUAUGAGCAGGAGAGGGAGGAAGCUGACAACUAUCGCAAGGAAGCUCUUGGUGCCCGCCUUCACCAUUAUGAUGAACGGUCCGAUGGAGAGUCUGACAGCCCUGAGAAGGAGGCAGAAUUUGCUCCCUAUCCAAGGAUGGAUAGUUAUGAACAAGAGGAAGAUAUUGAUCAAAUUGUGGCUGAGGUCAAACAGAGCAUGAGUUCUCAGAGCCUGGACAAGGCCGCUGAAGAUAUGCCAGAAGCAGAGCAGAACUUAGAAUGUGACCAUACUCCCGGUAGUGGGACUCUCGAGAGCAAUGGUCAGCUCCCAGCUGGCUCCAGGCCCACAGUUAACUCAGGAGAGUCAGUGCAGAGAUACAGCAAGGAAAAAAGGGAUGCGAUAUCUCUGGCUAUUAAAGAUAUUAAAGAGGCUAUUGAGGAAGUGAAGACCAGGACCAUUCGUUCUCCUUACACCCCAGAUGAACCAAAAGAACCCAUCUGGGUGAUGAGACAGGACAUCAGCCCAACCAGGGAUUGUGAUGAUCAGAGGCCACUAGAUGGAGAUUCUCCAUCUCCUGAUUCCUCUUCACCCCGUGGUGCUGAAUCGUCAAGUAGGCCACAUCACCAAGAUGUCUGUGGUACAGCAGCAGAACCCUCCACUAAUAAAGAGUCCAGAAAAAGUUUGGCUUCAUUCCCAACCUAUGUUGAAGUUCCUGGACCCUGUGAUCCUGAAGACUUAAUUGAUGGAAUUAUUUUUGCUGCCAAUUACCUUGGCUCCACUCAACUCCUUUCUGACAAAACUCCCUCCAAGAAUGUGCGAAUGAUGCAGGCUCAGGAAGCUGUCAGCAGAAUCAAGAUGGCCCAGAAAUUAGCCAAAAGCAGGAAGAAGGCCCCAGAAGGUGAAUCUCAGCCCAUGACUGAGGUGGACCUCUUUAUCUCUACGCAGAGAAUAAAAGUGUUGAAUGCAGACACACAGGAAACUAUGAUGGAUCAUCCGCUGAGGACCAUUUCCUACAUUGCUGAUAUAGGGAAUAUCGUUGUGCUGAUGGCUCGGCGGCGAAUGCCUCGAUCUAAUUCCCAGGACAAUGUGGAGGCAUCUCACCCCUCUCAGGACGGAAAGAGGCAAUACAAAAUGAUUUGCCAUGUCUUCGAAUCUGAGGAUGCACAGCUGAUUGCACAGUCCAUAGGUCAAGCAUUUAGCGUGGCCUACCAGGAAUUCCUGAGGGCAAAUGGAAUAAAUCCAGAAGACCUGAGCCAGAAGGAGUACAGCGACCUGCUCAACACCCAAGACAUGUACAAUGAUGACCUCAUUCACUUUUCCAAGUCUGAAAACUGCAAAGACGUUUACAUUGAAAAGCAAAAGGGAGAAAUUCUCGGUGUCGUGAUUGUGGAAUCUGGCUGGGGAUCCAUCUUGCCCACAGUUAUUAUAGCCAACAUGAUGCAUGGAGGACCAGCAGAGAAGUCGGGAAAGCUGAACAUAGGGGAUCAGAUCAUGUCAAUUAAUGGUACCAGCUUGGUCGGCUUACCACUCUCAACAUGCCAGAGUAUUAUAAAGGGUUUGAAAAACCAGGCCCGGAUUAAACUGAAUAUAGUGAGAUGUCCUCCAGUAACCACUGUCUUGAUCAGAAGACCUGACCUCCGAUAUCAGCUGGGUUUCAGUGUACAGAAUGGGAUCAUCUGUAGCCUUAUGAGAGGAGGUAUAGCAGAGCGAGGAGGAGUACGAGUGGGCCAUCGGAUCAUUGAAAUCAACGGACAGAGCGUUGUAGCAACACCCCAUGAAAAGAUUGUUCACAUUCUCUCAAAUGCUGUUGGUGAGAUUCAUAUGAAGACCAUGCCAGCAGCCAUGUACAGAUUGUUGACUGCACAGGAGCAGCCAGUUUACAUCUAA
Molecule: messenger RNA, 2478 nt
Organism: Emys orbicularis (European pond turtle)
Lineage: Eukaryota; Metazoa; Chordata; Testudines; Emydidae
Gene: APBA1
Product: amyloid beta precursor protein binding family A member 1
Exons: 12
Coding region: 1-2478 (825 amino acids)
Biological process (GO): chemical synaptic transmission
Cellular component (GO): cytoplasm; dendritic spine; plasma membrane
Molecular function (GO): protein binding; amyloid-beta binding
Source: RefSeq, a predicted model, not a curated record